CCACCUUGAAGUGUAACGGCGACCACCGUGUGUCGAAACUAGACCGCACGCUACCGGCACACUGGUCUUGUGUGGCGUUGAUCCCAAGUGGAACCGCCGCACCGCAGAAGAAGCUCCCUUUGCUGCAUCGAGCAUCAUCUCCGCGUUGGCAUGUCGCUACGAAGGAACCACGCAACCCAUCCCGAGGAGCUCCCCCAAAGUGGCCUCUUCUUUCUUGUGCUUGUUGACUAAGACAGAGGGUGUGGAAGGUGUUUCACGACAACCUUAAUCCCUCCCGUCCGCCCAUCCUCCCGCCCCUUUCACCUCGUGUUGGUAAAACCUUUUGACGCCUCCAUCACGACCAACGACUCUUCGAUUAUGACGCUCACGCCAUGUUGAGGUGAUACAUAUCUAGCUUGUACGACGACCCUGUUUUCUUCUCCCGGCCCUCUUUUGAAAGAGGUGGAGGUUCUCCCUCGUCUCUCACCUGGAAACACCCCAAUAUGAGAUUCAUCUCUCUGUUGCUGUCCGUGGCUGCGGUGCUCUCAUGUGCCGCGGCGCAAAGCGAUGCUGCUUCAGCUGUAGCAUCGCUACCAAAAUGCGCACAAGCAUGUCUUGUCACGGCAGUCCUCAGCUCCCCAUGCGCGUCGACCAACCAGACGUGUAUCUGCACCAAUGCUCCUUUGCAGGUCGAAGUUGAAGCCUGUGUUCUGCAGAACUGUACUCUCAGGAAUGCCCUCACAACCAAGAACAUCACCCAGACGACAUGUGGCGCGACCCCGAGAGACCGCACGCCGAUGUACAACACCAUCUCCAUCACAAUGGGUUGCCUGUCUGGUUUAUUCGUAAUUAUUCGCCUGGUACACAAGGUGUUUGCGACAAUGGGUGAUCUCGGCAUGGACGACUGGUUUAUUCUCAUUACACUCGGCUCCGGCAUUCCGGGAACUGUAAUCAACACCCACGGAUUCGCCGCCAACGGCCUCGGCAAGGACAUUUGGACCGUCUCUUUCACCAAGAUCAACGACUUUGGGUAUUGGUUCUUUAUCAUGGAGCCGAUGUAUUUCGCUCAGGUUACGCUGCUCAAGAUGUCUCUCCUCUUCUUCUAUAUGCGCAUCUUUUCGCAGAGCAGUAUCAAGAAACUCAUCUGGGGCACCAUCGGAUUCAACGCAGUGUUCGGCCUCACCUUCAUAUUUGUCGCCAUCUUUCAAUGCCAACCGAUCAGCUUUUACUGGACAAAGUGGGACGGAAACCGCAACGGACAAUGCUUGGAUAUCAACGCCAUCGCCUGGGCCAAUGCUGGCAUCAGUAUUGUGUUGGAUAUCUGGAUGCUCGCUCUGCCUCUAUCUCAGAUCAAGGGCCUGAACUUGCAUUGGAAGAAGAAGGUGGGCGUGGCCAUGAUGUUCUUCGUCGGCACCUUUGUUACCGUCGUCAGUAUUCUGCGCCUGCAGUCUCUAGUCGCGUUCGCAAAGUCCCAGAACCCGACCUGGGAUCAAUUCGAAGUAGCGACCUGGUCCACCGUCGAAAUCAACGUGGGCAUCAUCUGCGCCUGCAUGCCCUCAAUACGCGUCAUCCUCGUCGGCUUCUUUCCCAAGCUGCUGGGCACGACACGGCGCGGCACAUCCGCAGCAGCCAAGUACUACAUCCAAUCGAGCGGCAACGGCCGCAGCCGGAACAGGACGCUGGGCAACGAUGCCAAGGUCAGGACCGUCGAUCGCGAAUCGGGGCUCUCGAGCAGCCCGAACGGCAUCAUGUACACCAAGGAGUACACUGUGGACUAUCACGACGAGACGAGCUUGGUUCACAUGCGGGAGUUGGAAGCGGGCAGCUCAAAGACAGGGAGGACGGGACGAAGCGGUUCCCCGUUCUGAUUUGCCCUGGUUGUUUCUCCUUUGUUACUAGCGGAAUUUUGGCUCGAAGUCUGCGCUUGCAACGAGUUGUAUGACACAAGAUGUUUUUUUUUUUUUUGGAUACCACAAUAGCGUGAGGGAGUACCAGAAGGUAUGCCCAAUGGUAAUUGACUUAAUCGACUCA
This is a messenger RNA of Colletotrichum godetiae, 2010 nucleotides long. Its product is annotated as CFEM domain-containing protein. The record is from RefSeq and is a predicted model, not a curated record. The transcript has 4 exons. Lineage: Eukaryota; Fungi; Ascomycota; Sordariomycetes; Glomerellales; Glomerellaceae. The coding region runs from base 483 to 1847 and encodes 454 amino acids.